AUGGUUGCUACAUCUGUUAACCGUACUGCCCUGCACCCUGGUGGUGUUCAACCCGGCAAGGGCCACACUGAGCUUGAGGAAGAACUUCAUGAACACGCCCACAUUGACUACGACCGCGUUGCUAUUAUUGCGAACCCCUCUGUCGCUGCCCUCUAUGAAGAUGCUCUUGUAUACGAAACCGGUACCGCCAUCACAUCAAGCGGUGCUCUCACAGCCUACUCUGGCGCCAAAACUGGUCGAUCGCCUUCAGAUAAGCGGAUCGUGAAGGAAGAGUCCUCAGAAAAGGAAGUCUGGUGGGGACCCGUUAACAAGCCCAUGACUCCUGAUGUGUGGCGUAUCAACCGUGAGCGUGCUGUCGACUAUCUCAACACCCGUAACCGCAUCUACGUGAUUGAUGGUUUCGCUGGCUGGGAUGAGCGCUACCGAAUCAGCGUUCGUGUCGUCUGCGCGCGCGCCUACCAUGCUCUUUUCAUGCGCAACAUGCUUAUCCGUCCCUCUGCCGAAGAACUCCAGCACUUCCACCCCGACUACGUGAUCUACAAUGCCGGCUCUUUCCCCGCCAACCGCUUCACUGAGGGUAUGACAUCUGCUACCUCCGUCGCCAUUAACUUUGCCGAGAAGGAGAUGGUUAUCCUCGGCACUGAGUACGCCGGUGAGAUGAAGAAGGGUGUCUUCACUAUUCUCUUCUACGAGAUGCCUGUCAAGCACAACGUUUUGACCCUGCACUCUUCCGCCAACGAGGGCCAGAGCGGCGAUGUUACUGUCUUCUUCGGUCUCUCCGGAACCGGAAAGACCACUCUCUCUGCCGACCCCAAGCGUGCUCUGAUUGGUGACGACGAGCACUGCUGGACCGACCGUGGUGUCUUCAACAUUGAAGGUGGCUGCUACGCCAAGUGCAUUGGUCUUUCCGCCGAGAAGGAGCCCGAUAUUUUCAACGCCAUCCGCUUCGGUUCCGUUCUUGAGAACGUCGUCUUCGACCCCAUUAGCCGUGUUGUCGACUAUGACGACUCUACCCUUACUGAGAACACCCGCUGCGCUUACCCUAUCGAAUACAUCGAGAACGCCAAGAUUCCCUGUCUCUCUGACAACCACCCCACGAACAUCAUCCUCCUCACUUGCGAUGCCCGUGGUGUUCUGCCUCCCAUCUCCAAGCUCACCACCGAACAGGUUAUGUUCCACUUCAUCUCCGGUUACACCUCCAAGAUGGCUGGUACGGAAGACGGCGUGACAGAACCUCAAGCCACCUUCUCCUCCUGCUUCGCCCAGCCCUUCCUUGCCCUGCACCCCAUGCGCUACGCUAAGAUGCUUGCGGACAAGAUCUCCCAGCACAAGGCCAACGCUUGGCUCCUUAACACCGGUUGGGUUGGCGCUGGCGCCACCACCGGCGGCAAGCGCUGCCCUCUCAAGUACACCCGUGCCAUUCUCGACGCCAUCCACAACGGUGAGCUCGCCAAGGCGGAGUACGAGACGUACGACGUCUUCAACCUUCACGUGCCCAAGAGCUGUCCCGGUGUUCCUGACGAGCUUCUGAACCCCAAGAACAGCUGGACCGCUUCUACCGGCUUCUCAGAUGAGGUUAACAAGCUCGCCAAGCUCUUCAACGAGAACUUCCAAAAGUACGCCGACCAAGCUACCAAGGAGGUCAUCGCGGCUGGUCCCGUUGUCCAGGAGUAG
Aspergillus mulundensis is the source of this 1674-nucleotide messenger RNA. RefSeq names its product phosphoenolpyruvate carboxykinase PCK1 (gene acuF). Gene Ontology annotation, biological process: gluconeogenesis. Gene Ontology annotation, cellular component: cytosol. The coding region runs from base 1 to 1674 and encodes 557 amino acids. The transcript has 4 exons. Gene Ontology annotation, molecular function: phosphoenolpyruvate carboxykinase (ATP) activity; ATP binding. Lineage: Eukaryota; Fungi; Ascomycota; Eurotiomycetes; Eurotiales; Aspergillaceae. The record is from RefSeq and is a predicted model, not a curated record.